Arvicanthis niloticus (Nile rat) is the source of this 2446-nucleotide messenger RNA. The record is from RefSeq and is a predicted model, not a curated record. Lineage: Eukaryota; Metazoa; Chordata; Mammalia; Rodentia; Muridae.
UGGAGACCUGAGUUCGGAGGAAACGGCGCUCGCAGGACCAGAAAACUUACCUAUACCGCAGGGCUCACUGAUCACCCAGACCUGCUCACCUGUGAAACACAAAAAAGAGACUGGGAAGAUGGAGAGACAGGAGACAGUAGCAUAGGAUCCAGAGCCACGAUCUGGCUAUUCAUUGUUAUUCAAAGAGAAAAUCAAAGAAGAGAAACAGCAAGAAAUGGCUGAUAUUCCAGUAAAGAUGUUCCAGGAUAUGUUGACAUUCAGGGAUGUGUCUGUGGACUUCUCCCAGGAGGAGUGGGAAUGCCUGGAUUCUGCUCAGAGGGCUUUGUACAUUGAUGUGAUGGUGGAGAAUUACAGCAACCUGGUCUCUGUUGAGAACUAUUGCAUACAUGAUACUGUCUGUCAACACGUGAGGACCGAAAAGGAGUCUUGCCAGUGUAAUGAGCUUGGUGAAAUGCUCCAUGAACCCUCCAACUCUGCACUUUAUAAAAGGAGUGACACUACAGAAACCUCUAAUAACGACAGAUGCUGUAAGGACAGGGCUGACUCUGUUGACUCAUCAAACCCAGAUCGACAUAAAAGGAUGCACACUGGAGAAGAACCUUGCCAUUCUAAAGACUGUGAGAAAUCUUCCAGUUUGUGUUCCAACAUUAGUGAAGAUCAAAGACUCUACACUGCAAAGAAAGAGCUCAAGCAGGAUGAACAUGAUGACCAUUUCAGCUCUACACACAGUCUCAUGCAACAAACAAUAUACAUUAGAGAGAAACGAUACCAGUGUGGGCAGUGCAGGAAGCACUUCAGUACUGCCUCAAGCUUCAGCAUGCAUCAGAGAAUUAAUACUGGAGAGAAACCCUACAAGUGCAAUGUUUGUGACAAAUCUUUUAAUCAGUGGUCAAGUCUUAAAACACAUAAAAUAAUUCAUACUGCUGAGAAACUGUACAAAUACAAAGAAUGUGAAAAGUCAUUUGUGCAGGUGUCUGCACUUAAAAGCCAUCAGAGAAGGCAUACAGGGGAGAAACCUUACAAAUGCAAUGAGUGUGACAGAUCCUUUUCCCACUGUGCAUCAUUAAGAUGGCAUCAGAAAACUCAUUCUCCUGAGGUACGUUAUGAAUGCAAAGAAUGUGGUAAGUCCUUUUUUGAAUUAUCCCAUUUUAAAAUGCAUUACAGAAUCCACACUGGUGAAAAGCCUUACAGAUGUGAGAUAAGUGAUACAACUAUUACUGUGAGUUCCACUCCUAAAACUCAUCAGAAAAUUCAUACUGGAGAGAGACCUUACAGAUGUAGGGAAUGUGACAAAUCUACUACCAAGUGCUCACAUCUUAGAACACAUCAGAGAAUUCAUACUAGAAAGAGACCUUUUAGAUGUAUGGGAUGUGACAAAUCUUUUAUUAAGCACUCAAAUCUUAGACAACAUCAGAAAAUUCAUAGUGGAGAGAAACCUCUUAAGUGCAAAGAUUGUGAUAAAUCCUUUUUCCGGAUUUCUAGUGUUCGAAUACAUCAGAAAAUUCAUACUGGAGAGAGACGUUAUAGAUGUAAGGAAUGUAGCAGAUCUUUUACCUGGUUCUCAAAUUUUAGAGUCCAUCAGAGAGUUCAUACUGGAGAGAGACCUUACAAAUGUAAAGACUGUGACAUAUCUUUUCUGUGGAUUUCAAAUCUUAGAACCCAUCAGAAAAUUCAUACUGGAGAGAAACCUUACAAAUGUAAGGAAUGUAAGAAAUCUUUUACUAGGUGCUCAUAUCUUAGAGACCAUCAGAAAAUUCAUACUGGAGAGAAACUUUACAAAUGCAAAGACUGUGACGUGUCCUUUCUGUGGAUUUCAAGUCUUAGAAGACAUCAGAAGAUUCAUACUGGAGAAAAACCUUACAAAUGCAGAGAAUGUGAGAAAUCCUUUACUCAGUGCUCGACUCUAAGAGACCAUCAGAAAAUUCAUACCGGAGAGAAACCUUACAAAUGCAAAGACUGUGACGUGUCCUUUCUGUGGGUUUCAAGUCUUAGAAGACAUCAGAAAAUUCAUACUGGAGAGAAGCCUUACAAAUGCAAAGACUGUGACGUGUCCUUUCUGUGGAUUUCUAAUCUUAAAACGCAUCAGAAAAUUCACACUGGAGAGAAGCCUUACAAAUGUCAGGAAUGUGACAAAUCUUUUACUAGGAGCUCAUAUCUUAGAGUCCAUCAGAAAACUCAUACCGGAGAGAAACCUUACAAAUGCGAAGACUGUGAUGUAUCCUUUAUGUGGAUUUCGAAUCUUAGAAGACAUCAGAAAAUUCAUACUGGAGAAAAGCAUACCAUUGUAAAUAAUGUGACAUAAUAUUUAUCUGGUAUUCUCUGCUUGCAAAUCACAAGGAGAUAAGUGAUCAAAACAUAAAGAUAACAAAACAAGAUUGUUAAAGCCUUUAAUGAAGACUGAAAUCUUACAAAAUGCAUCAGAGUUUAUAUUAAAAUAAAAAUCUGC